CGCACGGCCACGCCCCUCCGCUCGUCUGCCCCCCGCGCCGCUGCAGCCGCAGCAUCGGAGCCCGGCCCGGCCCGGCUUCGAACCCCCGCCGCUCGGCGCCCGCCUGGCCGUUGCCGUCCCGGGCGGGGAAGGAUUGAUGUGGAGGCCCAGAGCGGCCCCGCCGCCACCGCCAUGCAGCCGCCGCCGAGGAAGGUGAAAAUCACUCAAGAGCUGAAACUCAUCCAGGCUGAGCAGAUGACAAAACUUCAAGCGAAGCAUCAGGCAGAAUGCGACUUACUUGAAGACAUGAGGACGUUCAGCCAGAAGAAAGCAGCGAUUGAGAGGGAAUAUGCACAGGGGAUGCAGAAGUUGGCUGGCCAGUACUUAAAGAAAGACUGGCCAGGUGUGAAAGCAGAGGAACGGAACGACUUUAGGAGCCUCUACCCUGUGUGGAAAUCGUUUCUAGAAAGCACCGUGCAAGUCGCCCAGUCCAGGAUCAAUAUCUGUGAAAACUAUAAAAACCUCAUUUCGGAGCCUGCCAGGGCGGUGAAGUGCUUUAAAGAGCAGCAGCUGAAAAAAUGUGUGGACCAGCUGAUCAGGAUCCAGACCGAACUUCAGGAGACAGUCAAAGAUUUAGCGAAGGGGAAGAAGAAAUAUUUCGAAACGGAGCAGAUGGCCCAAGCUGUCCGGGAAAAGGCCGACAUUGAGGCCAAGUCAAAACUUAGCCUUUUCCAAUCGAGGAUAAGCUUACAGAAAGCAAGUGUUAAAUUAAAAGCACGCCGGUCUGAAUGUAACUCUAAAGCUACUCAUGCAAGGAAUGAGUAUCUCCUCACCUUAGCAGCUGCCAACGCUCACCAAGACCGCUACUAUCAGACGGACUUGGUAAACAUUAUCAAGGUAAUGAUGAACGAUUAA
This is a messenger RNA of Thamnophis elegans (Western terrestrial garter snake), 894 nucleotides long. RefSeq names its product FCH and double SH3 domains 2 (gene FCHSD2). Gene Ontology annotation, cellular component: recycling endosome; neuromuscular junction. Gene Ontology annotation, biological process: neuromuscular synaptic transmission; regulation of actin filament polymerization. The record is from RefSeq and is a predicted model, not a curated record. The transcript has 8 exons. Lineage: Eukaryota; Metazoa; Chordata; Lepidosauria; Squamata; Natricidae. The coding region runs from base 172 to 894 and encodes 240 amino acids.